This is a messenger RNA of Durusdinium trenchii, 2799 nucleotides long. The record is from the annotation of a GenBank genome assembly. NCBI's taxonomy places the organism in Eukaryota, Dinophyceae, Suessiales, Symbiodiniaceae.
GUCUUCUUUUCAUCGGUUGCUGCGGUGCUGGGAAGCCCUGGUCAGGUACCUUAUUCGGCAGCAAACGCAGCGAUUGAUGGCUAUAGCGCGUUUGCGGUGCGUUCUCAAGGUACCAGGAUGCUCAGCAUUCAAUGGGGCCCUUGGAAGGAAGCUGGCAUGGCAGCGAACGAGAAGGCUUUGAGGCGCGCAAGUGAUUUCGGCUUUGGCGCGUGGAGCAACGACCAAGGCGUUGCGAUGAUGAGCUACCUCUUGACUGCAAAGGCUCAGGGGAGUGUCUGUUUGGCGUUGAAGCAUGAUUUGCAGUUCUGGCCCCAUGGCCAGAUGUUUGGCCCGAGCAGUUGGAAGGCAGCUCUUCCUCAGGAUUCCCUGGAGUCGCAGAUUCACCGUGUGAUAGCAGAUUUGCUGAAUGAUGAGGUGUCCUUAGAUGCAGAUUUGAAUGAGUCUGGCCUCGACUCCCUAGGCGCCGCAGAAAUGGCCAGGUCUUUGUCAGCCCAAUUUGGCAUGAAGCUCCCGGCCACUUUGCUGACAGAUGCUCCAACAGAGAAAGACCUGCAAGCGUACAUUCGCAAGGAGAUGGCCAGUCAGAGCAGACCUCAAGGCUCUCCUGCGGUCCAGCGCACAACUUUGGUGGUCGGUGCUGGUGUAGGUGGAGUGGCGUUUGCCCAGCAACUGGUGCGCGCAGGUGAGCGUGUCAUUGUGAUGGAAAGGUCUGCAGAAGCGGGAGGUUGUUGGUCUCUCGGAAAUACAUCAUCGCAGCUUCAGAUCGAUUCUCCCUCCUACAUGCUGGACUAUGAACAACCAUUUCCUUGGCAAACAACGUACCCCAGCAAACAGCAGGUCAUGGCGCAGGUUUCUUCAGUCGCUCAUGAGCUACCCGAUUUGCGACUGCGGCACACUGUCCAUUCGGUCGAGACCCUUGCAAGAGGUGAGUACUUGGUGAGAUACUCGGACGACUUGAACCAAAAUCGAGAACUCCGAGUGGAUGGGGUGGCGUGCUUUUUGGGAGGCUUGCACCGCCCCAAUGAUCUCCGAUUUCCAGGUGAGGAACACUUUGCUGGACCUUGCAAACUCGGUCAUGCAGAUGACGUCCCUCCUGCUGCGUUCAAAGGCAAAGACGUGUUGAUCGUUGGGCAUGGAGCUUUUGCGGUGGAGAACCUUCGAACAGCCCUUCAGAACAAUGCCCGCUCCGUCAUCAUGGUGGCCAGGCGGCGCAAUGUGGUGUUCCCCACAGUGGUGAAUUGGCUCAUCAACUCCGUUGACAAGACUCUUUCAAUCCGGGCAAUCCGCCCGAUUCUGGCUCAGUUCUAUGCUGCAGUUGGCCUCACUUUGGAGGAUUUACCUGGGCUCGAUGGCGAUUCAAUUGAUUUCCGCAUCCCAGCGUGCUCGGACAUUUACUUUCUGGCGCAGGCAAUGGGAGUCUUGAAGGUCAUUAUAGGCGAGGUGGACCACAUAGAGACAGAUGCGGUAAUUGUGAAGCAAGCAGACGGAACACUGCAGCGUUGCCGUUGUGACAUAUUCCUCAAAUGUCUUGGCUUCCAUCGCGAUGACUUGGUGCGACAAAUCUUCGGACGAGACCUCGAACGCAAUGCUAGCUUCUGGAUCAAUGGCGACCCGAACUUGGUCGCCAACGAUCAAUUUCAGGUGCCAGAGAGAGUGAACAGCCUCCUGUGUCCAAGCUAUCCUUUCUAUGUCCAAGCUUUCGCCAAAGCCUUCUUGUACUACCGAAACAAUCCAGAGGUCUUCGAGAAGACCAAGUUUGCUCCUGGAGUCGAUGUGACCAUCAUGUGGGAGCACUUUGGGCCGACCAAAGAGAAAGUCGCGCAAGUCACGGCACACCAGCUACCCUUCCACUUCUUUGUGGCCCAGCGCCGGGAGGAUUGGAUACGCAAUGUCGCGCUCAUUCAAAAGAAUCGCGAAGAUUUCCUGCAUGACUUGGGAGGAGCUCCGCUUCUCUCGGUUGCUGACUUCGAUGAGCUCUUGCGCCCAGCGAGUGCCAUGGUGGCCCGACUUUGGCCUACAAGCCUCCAGAACCUCUGGGGCGCUUUGACCGUGCCACGCCGGCUGAGAGUCUUGUUCUUCCAUGGGCAAAAGACCGAUGCGGCCAUUGCCUAUGAACUGUUGAAACGCCAAGGCUGGCUGACGCAGACGAUGGAUUUUGUGAUUUUCGAUGGCCCGCACAGCGUGCUGGCUGACACAGACGAUGAACAGCUUCAGCGCGUUGGCCUUACUCAACUGGUUGAGGAGAUGAAGUAUGUGCCUGGUGGAGAAUACAAGGAAUGGUGUGCCAACUUUGAUAUCUUCUUCGAUAUCCACAUGAAAAAUGAGCAGCGAGACCUUUCCAGCGAGGAGGAAGACUUGGAGCUGAAACGUUAUGAAGAGGCAUUCGUCUACCUCAAGCAACAUGCCAAAAGUCAUGGUCCAUUUGACGCAGUGGCUGGGUUUUGUCAAGGCGCCGCAUUUGCACAAGCUGCGCUGUGGAAGCAGCAGCAGAGUGACAUUGGCCUUGGAGAAGUGCGAAUGAUGAUAGCUAUGGCUCCAUGGCAAUGCCCCUACCACGAAAAGAAGGGCUGCUUUCAACAGCCGCUGGACAUGCCGCUGCUGUUACUCCAUGGGCGCAAGGACUUGGAGAUGUUCAAGCAAGCGGCCCCGAUCUUUGGCCAAAGUUUCAACAAAAGAACUCGAACUUUGGUGGAGUUCGAAGGUGCGCACGCAUAUCCUCCUUUGAACCGAUCGCAAAACCUCCGGAAUGCAGUUGAUGAGUUCCUAGAUUCAAACUGGCUGCCAAAAUGACAAGUGAGG